AUGGCUCUUUGUUUGGCUAUUUCAUUAGUAGCUCGUCGUGGUUUUGUACCUUAUGAUCAAUUAGUUCGUUAUAAAUGGUGGUUUGAGUCUGGAUAUAUGUCAUCCACUGGAUGUUGUUUUGACAUUGGUGCAGCUACUUCCCAGUCACUACAAGAAUUUAUUUAUCGUCAAACAAUAUUUGCCAAAAAACAUCAUAUUCCUAUUGAAAAACUAGAUUAUCUUUCAGAUCAUAGUCUUCUUCGAAAGUUUAAAGUACACUGCAGUACGUCUGUUGUCGCUGGUAAUGGUGCACUCAUGCGUCUUGCACCUGUACCACUUUUUUUCCAUAAUUAUCCAAAAGAUGCUAUAGAAUUCUCUGGCUACAGUGGACAGAUUACUCAUGGUGAUACAAAANAAUUUUCUGAAGGAAUAAUAUUUAUUGAAUAUACGUCUAUGAAAUCACGACAAGUUGGUCAAUGUUUAGUAUGUAAUGAUGCUGCUGUUGGUAUUAACUUUGGUGUACUAACAUGUAUGCCAUGUAAAGCAUUUUUUCGACGAAAUGCUGUUAAACUUGGCACAAUUGAUUUUAUUUGUCAAGAAGACGGUGAUUGUCCAGUAGCAUAUGAAUCUCGUCGUAUAUGCAAUUGUUGUCGAUUAGCAAAAUGUUUUCGCGUUGGAAUGCAAAAAUCAUUAAUUCUAUCUGAAGCUCAGAGAUUAGCGCGAAAAGAACUUGUUCAACAAAAUCGACAAAAACGUGCGCAAUUAAUGAUACAAAAUUUAAGUUUAGUACGUACAACAUAUCUAUAUAUAAAAACAUAUAGAAAAAAUAUAUAA
This is a messenger RNA of Rotaria sp. Silwood2, 813 nucleotides long. The record is from the annotation of a GenBank genome assembly. NCBI's taxonomy places the organism in Eukaryota, Metazoa, Rotifera, Eurotatoria, Philodinida, Philodinidae.